Messenger RNA from Octopus sinensis (East Asian common octopus), 978 nucleotides. Its product is annotated as splicing factor U2AF 35 kDa subunit. The transcript is spliced from 10 exons. The coding region runs from base 112 to 885 and encodes 257 amino acids. The record is from RefSeq and is a predicted model, not a curated record. Gene Ontology annotation, molecular function: metal ion binding; pre-mRNA 3'-splice site binding. Gene Ontology annotation, cellular component: U2AF complex; spliceosomal complex. Gene Ontology annotation, biological process: mRNA splicing, via spliceosome. Lineage: Eukaryota; Metazoa; Mollusca; Cephalopoda; Octopoda; Octopodidae.
UUUAAUCCCGUUUAUAUUAAAGUAAAAAUGUUUGUUUGAGAAAAGACAUAACAAAAAUUGUCAAAAUAUUUUCCCAUAAUACAAUUCAGCUCAUCUGAAGACGUUGGGAAGAUGGCUGAGUAUCUUGCGUCAAUUUUUGGCACAGAAAAGGACAAGGUUAACUGUUCCUUUUACUUCAAAAUUGGAGCUUGUAGGCAUGGAGAAAGAUGUUCUCGCCUGCACAACAAACCCACUUUCAGUCAGACAGUACUGCUACAGAAUCUAUACCUAAACCCUCAAAAUGCUGCACUUACAGCUGAUGGCUCUCAUAUUCCUGAAACAGUGACAAUGGACGAUGUUGAAGCGCAACAGGAUUUUGAUGAUUUUUUCGAGGAGGUAUUUUGUGAAAUAGAGGACAAGUAUGGUGAAAUAGAAGAGAUGAAUGUAUGCGAUAACCUGGGUGAUCAUCUUGUUGGCAAUGUAUAUGUUAAGUUUCGUUAUGAAGAAGAUGCUGAAAAGGCUGUUAAAGAUUUAAAUAAUCGUUGGUUUAAUGGCCGCCCAAUUCAUGCAGAAUUAUCUCCAGUCACUGACUUUAGGGAAGCUUGUUGCCGUCAAUAUGAAAUGGGAGAGUGCACUCGUGGAGGAUUUUGCAAUUUUAUGCAUUUGAAACCUAUUUCUCGUGAACUUCGCAGAGAAUUAUAUGGUAGAACUCGGCGCCGGCGAAAGUCAAGAUCCCGUUCACCUCCAACACGCCGUAGCAGGAGUCGCAGCCGAAGCCAAGAGCAACCACGUCGUGGCAAUAGAAGUCGUAGCCGAGAAAGGAGACGAUCCCGUUCAAGAAGUCGAGAAAGGAAUCAAAGGCGAUCUCGUUCUAGAGAGAGAGAAGGCCGAAGUGGACGUUUUUAACUUUAUCAUGCACCAUAGCCAUGCAACUGUAAAAUGUUUUCUAUUUUCAUCAUUUUCAUUCAAAAGUCAAUAAAAUACAUUCACAGAAAUUAA